AAAAUCAACCGGACCCCUUCGGAUGAGGAAUGCUUCUUUGACCUGUUGAGCAAGUUCCAGAGCAACCGGAUGGAUGAUCAGCGCUGCCCGUUGGAAGAAUGCCCAUCGGAGGCUGCAGAGGCAGCUGCCACACCGGUCCCUGCCCUGGAAGAACGGAUAU
Molecule: messenger RNA, 160 nt
Organism: Leptosomus discolor (cuckoo roller)
Lineage: Eukaryota; Metazoa; Chordata; Aves; Leptosomiformes; Leptosomidae
Source: RefSeq, a predicted model, not a curated record